This is a messenger RNA of Paramecium tetraurelia, 2544 nucleotides long. RefSeq lists its product as uncharacterized. Lineage: Eukaryota; Ciliophora; Oligohymenophorea; Peniculida; Parameciidae. The transcript is spliced from 5 exons. The record is from RefSeq and is a predicted model, not a curated record. Gene Ontology annotation, biological process: chromatin remodeling. Gene Ontology annotation, cellular component: nucleus. Gene Ontology annotation, molecular function: histone demethylase activity.
AUGAUACAUACCAAUAAGCAUUCUAAAAAAGCUAGAAAGUCAAAGAACAGUGAUGAUUUCACUGAACCUAAUCUAAAAUUAUUACUAGAACGUUUCCCCUACACCAUAAGAGAUUUUCAAUUUAAAGAUGUUCCUGUACUCCUCAUAGAUCAAACCUUUUUCAAUGAUCCAUUCGGAAUUGUAAAACUGAUUCCACCACCAGAUCUAGUGGUUCCAAACCAGAAAUUUUUCUCUCAGUUAGGGUCUAGACUCUAGGGCAAGAGAAUUCAAACUCGUAUCUAAACACUAAACAAUAAAAGGGCUGGAGAGGUAUUUUCGUGUUUUAGAGUAGACUUUUUUGGAUCUAACACUAAAGGCUUCACAGUGUAGGAGUAUAUGAAUCUUGCUAAUAAGUUUGAUUGUGCUCAUAGAUUACAAGGAGUGAGAGAAGUUUCUAAUCAAAUUCGAUAGAACGAGAUAGAGUUCUGUAUUGAGGUCGAAUAUGCAGAAGAUCUUUUGGCAUCCAAAUAUACCACAGGCUAUUAGGAGGGGUAGAUAGGCAAUCCUAAUGGUAUAAAAAAAAACUUGAAUUCUAUUAUUUAAGUACUUCAGGAAAAGAAUGAAAUCAAUGGAAUCUCAGUGUUUUGGUUGUAUUUGGGCAUUAAAUAUGCUAACUUCUGUUGGCAUAAAGAGAAUCUUAAUUUAUAUUCAGUGAACUAUAUGCAUGCAGGAGCUGCAAAGACACGUUUCCCCUUGGAAUGGUUGCUGUGUAAGGUAGCCUUGAUGGCUGAAUAGAUUGGGUUCACAAAAUAAACAUGGUAAAAAUUGUAUGAAAAAUUCAAACAAAUGAUGGAUUUAGAAAUUAGCAAACGUAAUUUUAUACUAAAUUUGUAUGAUCAGGUAAAAACUAUUUAAUUUGCUAAUUAGUAGGAGAAGUAUGAUAGAAGUGUUUGCAAGAUCUGUUCCAAUUAUAUGUUUUUAAGUUAUGUUUUUGCUGGAAAUAAUAUAAUCCUUAAUUUUACUGGAUGUUUAAAGAAGGGAUGUAUCAGUCACAAAAUGCAUUUGUGCUUGCAGUAUCUCUCUAUAUUCGAUACAAUAGUAAAGAACUGCAGGGGAUGCUGGCUUUGUUAGAGUCCAAAAUCAGAACAACGGGGUCGUGAUUUAAUACUUUUUAUAUUAUAUUUUAACAGAAAAUAGGGAAUAAAAUUAACAAUAAAAAAAAUAACAAAUUGCCUGUGCAUGUCUGAAAUUGAUAAUACCUCUCAAGAGAAUACUCUUGAACUACCUAAAUUUGAGGAAACCCUCCCUGAUUUUAAACCUGAACCUCGUAAAGAUCUCAAGUAUGAAAUCAAACAUGAACCCAAAUCCUCAUUUGGUCAAUCAUCCAAAGACCUCAUUGAAUAAUACAAAAGUAAAUUUAAUGCCUUCAAACAAUUGUCGGAUGAUCAACAACCAUUAGCCAUGGAACCAUCAGUCAUUGAAAAAUCUGAAAAAUCUGACAUCUGGAGAAGCGAUGCUGAAAUUCUCAAAUCUCCCAAAGAAUGGGAUUGGAAUAUAUUGGGAUCCAAAAAGGCUUCAACAACCAAUAAUUAAAUUCAAUUUGAUGUCCAUGUACCAGAUCCUAUGGUAAGUGAAUAGGAACACAAAGCAUAAAUUGCCUAACAUAGACAAAUGAUUUUGGGUGUAUUAGACCAGAGAAUUGAGCCAGGUUUAAAAUUGCCAUAAUCUCAUUAACCUUAGAAGCCAAUUGUUGGUGAGUAAUAACAUUCCAAUUAUUAAAACAUUUUGGAAAAGUUCAGAAGUGCUUCAUCCUUGGAUGAUUUGACAACAUUAUUCAAUACUGUUUAAUAAAGAAAGGUAGUCGACUAAGCAGCUCCUUAAUAAUAGUAGUAAGAGGAUCUGUUCUCUAAUCUUGAUAUCAGAAGAAACAAGAAGGCUGAGACUCAAAUUCAAUAGUACAAGACACCUAGUAAAUCAUAAGAGGAGAUCUUUGAAUACGGUUCAGGUAACAGAACAACCUCAUUCUUCUAAAAGAAACCAUCAGCCUAAAAGCAGCCACUCUAAAGUCCAAGUUUGGGCAAUCAUUUCAACUAUAGAUCUGAUUAAUCAGUAACUUCGAAGGUCACUUAAAAUAUGAACUUCUAAGUUGAUGUCAAGGAUCAUAGUAAGACCAGUAAGAGAAAGGAAGAACUUCAAAGCUUCAUGGGUAAAUUAGGUUUAGGUAAAUACGACACUCCUAAGGUGGUGAUCAAUUUGGAGAGUAAUGCUCAGAGCAAUUCCACAAUAGACAGAAUGAGACAGUAUGUAAAUGGAACUCCAAUUAGUGCGAGAAAGAGUGGAGGAGGUUUAGGUGAUUUGAUAAAUGAGCGAUCUCUGAAUACUACAACAUUCAAGUAGUAGAUAAAAUCAUAUCACAAAUCUGGUUCAAAAUAGGAUGCAUAAGGAAGAAUGAGUGCAGAUACUCAAAACUUGUCAGAAUAAUCACUUAGAAAUUUGCAUCUGAAAUUGGUACACCAAUAGAAGAAUGGAAUUGGAAAUUCUGGAUUAAAAUAUGCCAGAUGUUGA